Molecule: messenger RNA, 4270 nt
Organism: Cadophora gregata
Lineage: Eukaryota; Fungi; Ascomycota; Leotiomycetes; Helotiales; Ploettnerulaceae
Exons: 4
Coding region: 1054-3537 (827 amino acids)
Cellular component (GO): cytoplasm
Source: RefSeq, a predicted model, not a curated record
CCUUAAAGCAGCAGGGAUUGCUGCCCAAGCUAAAGUACAAUGAACCUGGACACUGAUCUCCGGCUGACAACUCAGCAGCAAUACGACACGUCCAGACGUCUAGAGCACAUGCAAGACGAGGAGCGCAGCAGACCACUUGACCUGUUUAUCAACCUGUGCCCGCGUAUUGCGACAAAGUCGAAUGCAACAACAAAGCGCACUCUGAGGCUAUUCACAAGCCUUGUCGCUGAUGUCAUAUCUGCGUUGACAUCUUCGCUAAGCCCUGAAGUGCAGUGCAGUGCAGUGCAGCGCAGCUCAGUGUGGUGAAAGGCGCGCGGGAUUUUGUUUCUUAGAUGCACCGACCACUACCACGGCCCUGAACUUGCACUCGACCUGACUGACCGCGUCGAUAUUGAUUAUUUCGCAGGACAGGACAGGACAGGACAGGACAGGGCAUAGCAAGACUUCGACAGAGGCAGGACAAGCAACUCGCAGAUUAUUUGGCUACCAGUGCCUUCGACUACGACUACGACUUCGAUUGCUGCUGGUUUCACAAGGCAACAGACGCACUCCAGAUUCUUUCCCCACCAAUAUCGUCACAUCCCACCACACUACUUCGUACGUCUGCCGUCAGCCACCACCGGACUGCGAGAACGACGCGAAAAGAGAAUUGCACUUCGAAUCCCCUCGCUUUUCGCCUUUGACUGUACCCGCUCAUACUAGUCUCCCAUGCUGCUUGUCUCUUUGCGCUCAGACUGAAAGCAGACUUCCGCCCGCCAAGCGAACACUCGUUUCUUCCUUGCCCUGCCUUACCUGCCUUCCCUCUUUGUAACCUUUUGCUAUCGACAGGGCUAGCUGGACAAUAUUCUUUUGGCUUUCUCUACACCUUCAGCUACAUCCCACAGAGCUUCUGUACAACCGGCGCUAUUGACGAGGACGACGAACCGCGUACGAUUUAGACUACUGCCCUGCGACUGCUAGCAGUCAUUAGCACCUGUUCAUGAGCUUUCUUUGUUUCAAAGUUGCUCAAGUUCACUUCUGGUCUGCAGUUCACUUCAAGUUGCAGAGCCCACAAUGGUGAAGGCGGAUUUCACAAGAGAUUACUAUGGUGAUCUAGAGAUAGCUCCUGGGGCAGACGUCAGCGAGAUAAAGAAGCAGUUCAAGAAGCUAGCUCUCACCUACCACCCUGACCGCAACCCUGGCAGAGAAAAUGAAGUCACAGCGAAGUUCCAGAAAAUCCAGUCGGCACACGAGGUCCUGAUUGAUACCCAAGAACGAGCAAAAUACGAUGCGAAUAGAAUUAGAGGUGGCUCAAGAUAUGGGGGAAUGUCAUCUGGCGUGAGAGGGAAUCCUUGGUCACAAACAGCUUCGCAAUAUCCACCCCCGCCAAAAGCUCCUACUGCUCGACAGAGACCACCUCCUCCUUCGACUGGUGCGAGACGAUACGAGAAAUUCGCCACACCGAAUCCUUCAGCAUACCAAGCAUCACAAGAGGGCCCCCAAGCUAGGAAAGAUACAUACGAGGCAUGGGAGAAGGUUAGGCAUCAGAAACCAACGCCGGGAGAUGGAGGACCGGGACCUGGCAAGACUUGGAGGGCACCACAGCCUCCACCAAGAGGUACACCGCAGUCAGGGCGAGAGGAGAGCAAUGCGAAGAAACAUGCCCCGCCACCGCGGCCUGGUCCUGCGUUCGACGAGUUCAGAGAAGCUAAUAGCCCGAGGAGAAGUCAGAGUACAAAUAAUGCAAGUCGGAAGGGGUUUAUGCCAGCCACACCAGGCGGAGGAGAUGAGCCACCUGCUCCCAUGGGAGCGUACUUUACAGAGCGCAACAAGCCAACGGCUCCUCCUGAAGUUCCGCCUCGAGAGCCACCACGAGAGCAAUUCCAAAGAGAGCCAUCUAUGAGAGAACGUCCACAGACUUCCAAACCAAUCCCCAAUCCAUUGCGGCAAUUCCAAGAUAAGCCAAUGGUUCACGAACCUCGCAUUAGCACACCAUAUGCAACUCAUGGAGGAGAAAAGUUCAAUCCUUUCGAAAGUACUAAUAUCAACGGAUCCAAAAGCACUCGGGAGCGUCACGACAGAUUCGACGAUGGGCAUAUUCCUCGCACUGGAUCAGAUUCCAACUUAAAUUCGCCACAACGAGCUCGUUCAUUCGCUCAACGAACUUCUCCUAGAACACACAAGUCAACCUUUUCAGAGACUAUCAAUCUCGAUCCUUCGAGUGAGGAAUCUAGUUCCGAUGGCUUUGUGCAGAUGAAUCCUCGUUCUCGGGUACCACGAACCAAUGGUGCUUCAAAUGGAAAAGCAAAUGGCGCAGCCAAUGGGGCUGCCCAAAGCACCCCACAAGGAUCCAGUGCUCCUAAGCAGCCUGAUACGAAUGGUCAAGCUCCCCAGUCCGCCCAGCCUCAAACCCAGUCACAAUCGCAAACCGCUCAACCAAAUGGAGAGUCAAUUUUCUCCUUCAAUAUCAACGAUGAGACGUUCAAUCGAACGAGACAUCCAUCGAAUGGUUUUAGCAACAGUGCCGAGAAUAUCAGCACCAAGUUCACACCGGAAGACUGGGAUGGCAAGUUUGAAGCCGGGGCUGAUUAUUUCAAGCCGGAAGUCAAGACACGGACUCAGUCGACUUCCCGACCAAGAGGAAGAUCACCUGUCAAAAUUCGGCCUGUUGAUCCCAAAUUUGCACAACCUCGAGUUGAGCCAGAAACACCAAUGGAAUCGCCAGGCGGAACGAAGUUUUCAGCUGAGGAAUGGAAUGAGACCUUCAAGCCGCAGACAUUCAUGCCAACAAAUAUGCCCCCUCCGCCUCGUACAGCUACGACACCAAGCAGAAAGCGGACUGGACCUACCAUUCGACCAACUAUGGGUACUGCUGCGGUUGUGGACGAUAGCGAGACUUCUGAUGAGAAGCCACUCUUCACUGGUCGAAAACCCAUGUAUUCUAUGCCCUCGAGCCCGGAGCCUAUGGAUGUAGAUACACCGCCCACCACUAACACAGUCCCUCAAUACGCCACUACUCCCAACGGCCACUUAAAAGUCAACACCGAAACUCAGAAGCGAGCAGCCUCGGUAUCUCAAUCACCAACGGACACCGAAGGCCUCAAAGUCAACUUCGACGAUCUCAAAAUCCAAGAUUUGAUGUCCACUCUCGCUCUCCCUACGCCACCCCAAGCACCUGAUCUACCCGUCGGUGAUACAGAGUACGAGCGUCCCAGCCGAGCAUCCUACGAAGACUACCUCAAGCGCUACGCAAAAUACAUGGGCGAAUGGGACAUCUUCAACAGCAAGUACCUCCUCCACAUGGUCGCACGUCGUCGCCAGAACGACAACCUCAAGGAUAAGCGGUGGACGGAUCGAAGUGGUACUGAGAUCUAUCGGCUGGGAUUGAAGGAGGAUCAGGCUGUGCUGAAGCGAUGGGGCGAGAUGCAGGAGAUGCAUGAGUUGGUCGUUAAGGCGUUUGUGGUUAUGCGGGAGAGGAUGAGGAGCAGGGAGGAGAGGGAGGGGGUACCACCGCCGCAGAGUAGUGAUAGGCCUAGGCCGAGGAAGAAGACGCAUUGAGGUGGUUGGGUGGUUGGUUGGUUGGUUGGUCGAUUGGGCGAAGAGGGUUUGGAUCAGCGAACAGCUUGAUGCUAGGGCUGUGAGCUCAGCUCGGCCGCGUUUGUGGGGCUUUGGUGUUUGCAUUUUAUAUGCAGCGUUGAGAUGCAACACGUUUGGGUUAUGGGUAUUUUUUGUCUGGAGCAGCGCAUAGCGGAUAGCGGAUAGCGCAUAGCGAGUUAGUAUGCGAGUGAGCGAAACGAAUACCAAUGAAGAGCGAGCGACUUUGUGAUUGUGGAUCAUUUACUAUACAUGAUAAAAACUCAGCGUGCAUGCGAGCGAGAGAGCAAGUGACUGAAUGAUACAUACUUACAGAUGGUAUGCAAACAUGCAUUAUUGCAAGGCGUUGUUUGUUACUUUAGUCUGGUCUCCUGUGUGCCUUUUUUCUGGAUCAAUCUGGCUUGAUUUCUUUUGUUUCAGGUGGGUUGGUCUGGUUUGUAUUUUUUUUGUCUUGGGCGCGGCGCUGGGGGCGAAAGGCUGGUACCGUAUAUAUGUCAUAGCAGUGGAGGUGGAGGUGGAGUUGGAGCGAGAUGGGGAGAUAAGAAGAUGAGAAGAUGGAAGAUGGGAGGGAGAAGGGAGAUACUCCUAUCCUACCCAGCUCUUGAACGCGGUACUGUACUGUGCUGUGCUGUGCUGUGUGUGAAUCGAACCGAGUGAGUCGAGUUGAAUCGAAUCGAAUCGAAUCGAAUCGAAUCGA